AUGGCAGAGUAUGACGAAGAAGAGAAUCCUUUUGCGGAUAUAGAUGAGUACAUCGAGGACACAAAUGCCAUUGUCCCUCCACGAGUUGAGUCUGCUACCUUCAAAGUGGAACAUGGUUUGAUCCUAAUACUUAAAGCAGAGGGGUUUUUUAGGAAUUCUACCGAUGAUGAUCCAACACAACAUCUUAGAAACUUCUUGGGUGUGUGUGUGAUGCACAAACAGAACAACGUGUCAAAUGAUGCCCUAAUACUGAGGGUAUUCAAGUACUUACUAGUUGGAGAGGCAAGGAAAUGGAUCCAAAAUCUACCACCUCACUCUAUUCACUCUUGGCCUGAACUAAUUCAUGCUUUCCUAGCCAAAUGGUUCCCACAAAGCAAGAAAUCCGAGCUCAAGGAUAAAAUUUUCUUCUUCAAGCAACUACCGGGAGAACACCUACAUGAGGUGUGGGAUCGGUUCAAGCUAUACCUAGUGAGGUCGCCUAAUCAUGGUUUUCCGGAUAAAAUCUUAUUAGAAAAGUUUUACAUGGGUUUGGAUCAGUUGAACCAAUCCAUAGCAAAGAAUGCGGCGGAUGGAUCUUUUAUGGACAAAACAUUCAUAAGGAUCACACAAAUUCUCGACAAGAUGGUAGAACACAAUCAAGCUUGGCACUCGAAAGAUACCACGGGUGGAAUUGCAUACGGUACUCCCUCUUUGACCAACAUGAUUAAGGAGAACCAAGAGAGAGAUCAAGUAAUUGCCGAUCUUGACACAAACAUUAAUGUGUUAACCAAGAUGUUCACUGAAAACCAAACUAAAAAGGUAAAUGUUGUAGAAGAUGUGCAACCCUUGUCAAACGAAGAUUGCGAGGAGGCAAACUAUGUCCAUAAUUCUCAAGGUGGUUAUCGCCAACAAAAUCAAUGGAGGCCUGACCCGCAAGGGCAAGGCCAUCAACAGUGGCGCAAUGAUCAAGGUGGAUCAAGUCAAGGUAAUUGGAGCAACAACAACAACAACUAUGCAAACCGGAGUUCAAACCCCUAUGUUCCACAAAAGGGGCAAUACUUUAACUCAUCGCAUUAUAAGGAAGGUUCUUCAAGUGAGUCCAAGUUGGAGAGCAUACUUGAAAGAAUAUUGCAAAAUCAAGAAAGAGGCGACACUACAAUGAAAAAUAUGGCCGAACUUGUGGGGUCACACACCGCAUCCAUACAAAAGCUAGAAAUGCAAAUGAGAGAUUUGUCAAGAGAGAAUAAUCCAAAGCCGAAGGGCACACUCCCAAGUGACACAAUUGCAAACCCUAAAGGAAAUGAGAGUGGUCCAACUUCUUAUUCCAUGGCAAUCACCACGCGAAGCGGAAAGGUACUUCAAGGAGAAAAUGAACAAAUUGUUGGAGUAGAUGAUCUUGAGCAAGAGGUUGAAGCACAAGUUGAAGUGCGUAUUGUUAUUGAAGUUGAAAAGCUCCCAAAAGGAGUAAAAGUCCAAGAAGAAAAUCAUAAAAGGGUAAAGGAAGGCGAAAGAGACACCAAAAGCUCUAGCAGAAAUUCCUAG
Nicotiana tabacum (common tobacco) is the source of this 1521-nucleotide messenger RNA. NCBI's taxonomy places the organism in Eukaryota, Viridiplantae, Streptophyta, Magnoliopsida, Solanales, Solanaceae. The record is from RefSeq and is a predicted model, not a curated record.